Messenger RNA from Trichoderma breve, 1473 nucleotides. RefSeq names its product clr5 domain-containing protein. The record is from RefSeq and is a predicted model, not a curated record. The transcript has 4 exons. NCBI's taxonomy places the organism in Eukaryota, Fungi, Ascomycota, Sordariomycetes, Hypocreales, Hypocreaceae. The coding region runs from base 1 to 1473 and encodes 490 amino acids.
AUGGCUGGGCAGUAUCCAGGCCAUAACCAUCACAACUUCUGGAAUGAGUUGUAUGACAAUGACCUCAAUGCUCUCGCGUCGGAGACCAGCGGCGACACCGGCCUAGUCACGACGCAAUCGAUUACCAGAGACGAUAUCAUGAUGUCUUUGUGGCAACACUCUACAUCUGGCCAUGUGAAUGAGAUUUUGAUGAGUGAGCUUUUGACCCCCGGCAACGGGGCGCCACCUCCCCGCCCGGCUCACCCAGCUGAGAUGGCGGGAUCUCUCAAUGAAGUCGGUAGUCAAUUCGACAACCAGCCCACCGGAGAUGCCGCCUAUGCCUCCGCCGAAGCUCUUUCUACGGCCGUUGAUGGAGCCCAGGAUGCGCCGCCCCAUGUUCAAACCAACACACCUGCAGCCGCCGCCGAGCAGCCUCCCAACCAACGCAGGCCCCGUGCGCGGCCGCCGGAUCCUCAAGUUUGGGAGCAUCACAGGGAUGCCAUCUAUUCUUUCUAUAUGGAGCAGAACUUUACUUUAGCAGCAACCAUGCAGCUGAUGAAAGAUCAUCACCAGUUUCACGCAACAGAGAAGAUGUAUAAAGACAAGUUCAAACAAUGGAAGUGGUCCAAGAAUCUACCAAAAGCCAUAGCUGCGCGUAUGCUCAACAUCGCCAAACAAAGGCGACCAAAACGUACCAUUUUUAGGUGGAAUAACCGAAUAUGGCCCAUCGAGCGGAUCAAGAAGCUAUUGAGCAGACAUUCCGCUGAAGAAGACUCGUCCCUACAGGACGACUCCUCCAUACCUGACGAUUUCACCUACGGGACACCGCCAUCUUCUGGCAUUACCGACACCGAGAGCGUCCUCGAGAACUCACGUGGCACUGAUGGUGAUCUCGAGAUGGCUGAUGCAGCCACUGCCGAUACCACCGAGGACUUGUGCAAGUUCCUUGCCGAAGGCCGUUGUCGCACAAAUUCUACACCAGAAGAGCUCUACUCCCGCGCCCAAGAAGCCCUGAAAGCGGCCGAGGCAGGUACCUGUAAUCACGAAGAGGCAGAAUCAGCCUUAAGAGAUGCGUUUUCCUACUUCAGACACCACUGCUCGUCAACCCAGGGCAAGACGCUGGAGAUUGGCUAUUUGAUGGCCCAUUUCUAUGUCAAAAUAGGGCGUGUCAAUGAUGCCCAUUGCAUCCUUGACUGGAUGACCAAAGAGCUCUGUGGAGAUACCAAGUCUUGCCACGACAGGACUGUAACUCAUAUGCUCAGCACCAUAACCAUCCUUCGCCGAACACAAAGGGAUGAAGAGGCAAAUUUACUUACAAUCCUGCUCUUGAAACAUCACCAAACUCCAAAGGCGGAGCAUUUCCUCCUGCAAAACCCUUCUGAGCCUUAUGUCGGGUCGAAUGAGAUGAUUGAGAAUCUGCUAGCAUCGAGCGAACCCGAGAAGCUAGCAUCUACUCUCUCGGUAUAUACAGAAGUGCGACCAAUCGACGCUUGA